CAAACUCUGAGGAGGGAAGAGGGCAGCUAAUUGGGUCUGGAUUGACAAAUGAUUGUGUUUUAACAUGUGUUCACAUCAACAAUGCUUCUCUUGAGUUGCAAUAUAAGGGUUGGGAGCAUUAAACCACAAUCUCUUCACAGUGGUCAUGAUACAGCCAGUACUUCUACUCCUGCUACUGGCAGCCAUGUCCUCACCAGUGUUUGGGACUGAGAUAUCAGUACUAGACGGAACCUCUGUUACCCUUGUCUGCACAUACCUAGGGGAUAAAACGUUUGAGACAUCCUGGGGCAGAUAUUGUGGAUUAUUUCAGUUUACUGAUCCCAUAAUGGAAGAUAAAUCCAAAUAUAAAAUUAACGCUGAAGUUGGAACAGUGAAUCUCACCAUUUUAAAGCUACAGCCGACAGACCGUGGGAGCUACUGCUGCAGAGUCUAUGUCCCUGGAUGGUUCAAUGACCUUAAACAAUUCUACAGCCUGAGGGUAGUCAAAGGUUGUGUGAGGGACCUACUGGACGAAGUCCAUUUUCUGGGGAACAAUAUUGCGAAUCAGCCAUUUACAACCGAAAAUGCAAGUCAGUGCAGGCAGGAAUGCACCAAAAAUGACAUAUGCCAGUACUUCACAUUUGUUGAUGAAAACGCAGGAAUAAUAGUCCACAGGUACAGAAACAAAUGUUUCCUGAAGGCCUCAACUGGUCAUACGCCUGAAAUUACAAUACAGCACCUCCAACAUGCAACCUCAGGCUACUCUCUGAGAAACUGCAGUGGUAAAGUCACCUACUCAGCCAAAAAGUACAGCCUCGUCCCUGAGAAGAAAAACUGGACCGAAGCACAAGAAUACUGCAGACAACACUACACAAACCUUGCCAUCAUACACACAGAAGAGGAUUGGAAGGCAAUUCAAACCUCUUUGGGUAAUUUCAGUGGUGAUGUGUGGAUUGGGCUCCAUAUGUCUGGUCCAACUGAAAAGUGGAAGUGGUCUGAUGGAGAGGACUUCAUGUUCUUUAACUGGGAAAAAGGUUUUGGUGUCUACACUGAGGGUCAUGACUGUGUCUUGUCUAUUUCAUCUCAUUGGCAACCAGUGAAUUGUGCAGCUCAAAGACAGUAUAUGUGUCAACGAGUUCGUCAUGGUAAUGGAACAACAGAGAAGGUGUAUGAGCUGAUGCCUGGGACAACGAUGUGGCAGGAUGCUGUGACAGACUGCAGGACAAUAAAAGGCAGAGAACUGGCGAGUAUCUGUAACCAGAAAGAACAGGAAGCCUUUGAUGAGUUGACUACAGUGGCCACCUGGAUUGGACUUAAGCACAACAAUAAACGAUGGGAAUGGUCAAACAGAGAACCAUUUCCAGAAAGCGAACCUACCUGGGUAGGUAGAAACUGUCAACAGCUGAACUCAGACAGAAAAUGUACUCCAAAAGAUUGCUCUAAUCAAAGUGCUUUCUUUUGCUAUGGAGACGAACGUCCACUUAACACCACUGGGGAUACGACCACUCCUGUUACCCCUGAAACCACCAGCCCUACUUCAACUGGACCUCCCUCUAUCAAGACGUCCACCACAACAACUAACACUUUACUACCUACUACUAUUAAUGGACAGUCCAAUACCUCACCACCUACCACCACUAAUGGACAGUCCAACACCUCACCAACUACCACUACUAUUGGACAGUCCACCACCUCAACUUCCAGUGGACAACUGACCUCAUUAGGUCCCACCUCCCCAGACAGGAAGUCCACAUCCUCCCUCAGUAGUACAACUUCUCCACUCCAUCCUGAUUACCUGCACUACUUCAACGAGUCCAAGAGCUGGAUCAAUGCCCUGGAGUUCUGUAAAAGUCGUGGCUCCAACCUGGUGCACAUCACCAACCAGACUGUGCAGACUGACUUGACCCAGCUCCUGGCCAAUGUGGAGCUGCCAUGUGGGGGAGUGUGGAUUGGUCUGGAGCGGUCCAUCUUUGAGUGGAGCGCCCCCUGGCUGUGGACCAGUGGUGAUGUUGAUAAGGUGGUGAAGUACAGAGAGUGGCACAACUGCUUCCCCCUCAACCCCAUGAAUUACCACUGUGGUAAGAUGGUCCGGGUUGGUAACAGAGAACUGAAGUGGCUGGAUGCUUCCUGUCAUCAGGAAUUACCCUUCAUCUGUCAAGAUCUCCACUAGAGGGCUCUCCAUGUCAUUAUGGACAGUCUGCAGACAGACCACACUGAUAUGCCAGAGAGACUACCACACUCAUGAUCUGGAAGGAACCUGCAUUUCAAUUCAUUAUAUUAUUACACUACGAUUAUUCAUAUUAUUACUACAUUAAUUUAUUAUUAUAAUCUCUAUUACAUGAUAUUGCUUAAUGAUACUCUACUUACAUAUACAAACUUAUAAGCAUUGUUAUUUGACUGUAAUGUACUGUAAUACUUUAACUAUUUAAAAACAGAGUAAAGAAAGGUAAAGUAAAAGUUAUUAACUGAAAAUAUUGUAUAACUCCUGUGUGAUCUGUACUGUUUGAGAACAUGAUUUAGUUAGAAUGUAAUAGUUAUUUUUGUACUUUCUGCAUAAACAUCCAUUUAGCAUUU
Oncorhynchus kisutch (coho salmon) is the source of this 2553-nucleotide messenger RNA. RefSeq names its product secretory phospholipase A2 receptor-like. Gene Ontology annotation, biological process: proteolysis. Gene Ontology annotation, cellular component: extracellular region. Gene Ontology annotation, molecular function: protein binding. The record is from RefSeq and is a predicted model, not a curated record. The transcript has 10 exons. Lineage: Eukaryota; Metazoa; Chordata; Actinopteri; Salmoniformes; Salmonidae. The coding region runs from base 146 to 2149 and encodes 667 amino acids.